UGCGAUUGUCAAUCGAAACAGGUCGUUCACUUGUCCCACGUCUAUCAUUUGUUACAUAUGGCUUUCGAACUGAAAACGGCGCAUUCUGGGGAUGGCACCAAGAUUGCGUACUACCAGAUCGGCGAGGGCCCAGGGAUCAUAAUCCUGCAUGGAGCGAUGCAGCACGGCCUCAGUCACAUGGACCUCGCAAAAGCCCUGUCGGAUAGCUUCACUUGCUACCUCCCUGAUCGGCGAGGACGUGGGAAGUCCGGCCCAACCGGCAAGAACUACUCGGUCCAAAAAGAAGUGGAAGACGUUGAAGCUAUUCACCUCGCGACUGGCGCAAAAUUCCUCUUUGGCGUCAGCUCGGGGGCACUGAUCACUCUGAGAGCGGCGCUGGCAGCACCUCCAUCGCACAUACGGCGAAUUGCGGUGUUUGAACCGCCCUGGCGGCCCGAGUCGGAUCGAGAGGAAAUGAUGGCGUGGGCACAGAGAUACGAAGCCGAGAUCCAACGCGGUGAGCUUGCAAAAGCUGCCGUCACUGCUAUGCUCGGAGCGGAGAUGGGUCCAGCUUUCUUCCGUUCGAAAUACUUCCCACAAGGUGUUCUGGUGCUCCUGACGAGGGUGUUGAUGGCAUUGGACCAAACAGGCAACAAACCCAAUAAGGAAUCGUGCGCUGGCGAACACGCGCGACCAUCGUUCAAGGACCUGGUCCCAACAGUCCACAACGACAUUGAAAUUGCGAUGUCUAUGCUGGGAGACGAAACCCUUCAGAAGCUGGCGGCGAUCCAGACAGAGACGCUUAUCUUGGGUGGAAGUCGGAGCCAGGCGUAUCUGAAGAAUUCGGUUCACGAGCUUGAAAAGAUCCUCCCCAACGCAGCGCGCGUCGAGUUCGAAGGUCUCGACCACGGCGGGACGUUCAACAAAGCGCAACAUGGCAGCCCGGAAGUGUUCGCAACAGAGCUCCGUCGGUUCUUUUCUCAAGGCAAUGGCAGCGACAAGGCGCAAGAACACGUCUCACCUACAUGAGCAGUCUCCAUUUCAUGGUAUUGCCUAGUAUGCACCAGGAACCGAGGCUCGGUAGCGGAAGAUUGCCACUUUUGCUCGCUGGAAAAGUGACGGCCUCUUUCUCGCUCAUUGCACACGGCCAUUUGGAGAAGUCGGAUUUGGAUGGCGUCACGGCUUAUUCUGCUUUUUGGGAGAGUGAGCGUUAUGGAAAGAUCGGUGCUGAUGGCUCUGAGGAAGCAUAAUAGUCAGGUUGCUAUAAGAUUGAAAAGAUAGCCCCCUACGCCUGCUGCAGAGGCGUUCGAAUGGAGUGGUUCAUGG
This is a messenger RNA of Cladophialophora immunda, 1305 nucleotides long. RefSeq lists its product as uncharacterized. The transcript has a single exon. The record is from RefSeq and is a predicted model, not a curated record. Lineage: Eukaryota; Fungi; Ascomycota; Eurotiomycetes; Chaetothyriales; Herpotrichiellaceae. Bases 58 to 1008 code for a protein of 316 amino acids.